Callorhinus ursinus (northern fur seal) is the source of this 1742-nucleotide messenger RNA. It is a transcript of the gene RDH11, whose product is annotated as retinol dehydrogenase 11. Lineage: Eukaryota; Metazoa; Chordata; Mammalia; Carnivora; Otariidae. The record is from RefSeq and is a predicted model, not a curated record.
GCGUGUCUGGGAGGAGCAGCACGGUCCGCGAACGCUGCUGGGGCAUCUCGCUCAGCUCCUACCUACGGCCACAGCAGCCGUCCCACAAGAUGAUCGGGAUCCUCCUGCUCCUGCUCCUGCUCCUCCCCCUUUUCCUGUACAUCGCUGCACCCCAAAUCAGGAAAAUGCUGUCUAGUGGGGUGUGUACAUCAACCACCCAACUUCCUGGGAAGGUAGCUGUGGUCACUGGAGCCAACACGGGCAUUGGAAAGGAGACAGCCAAAGAACUGGCUCAAAGAGGAGCCCGCGUAUAUUUAGCGUGCCGGGAUGUACAAAAGGGGGAAUUGGUGGCCAGAGAGAUCCAGAUUGUGACUGGGAACCAACAGGUGUUAGUGCGGAAACUGGAUUUGGCUGAUACGAAAUCUAUUCGAGCUUUUGCUAAAGACUUCUUAGCAGAGGAAAAGCAUCUUCACAUUCUGAUCAACAACGCAGGAGUGAUGAUGUGUCCCUACUCUAAGACAGCAGAUGGCUUUGAGAUGCACAUGGGAGUCAACCACUUGGGUCACUUUCUCCUGACCCAUCUGCUGCUAGAGAAGCUGAAGGAGUCAGCCCCAUCAAGGGUAGUGAAUGUGUCUUCUCUAGCACAUCACCUGGGAAGGAUCCACUUCCAUAACCUACAGGGCGAGAAAUUCUACAAUGCAGGUCUGGCCUACUGUCACAGCAAGUUAGCCAACAUUCUCUUCACCCAGGAACUGGCUCGGAGGCUCAAAGGCUCUGGCGUAACGACAUAUUCUGUCCACCCGGGCACAGUCAACUCUGAACUGGUUCGGCACUCAUCCUUCAUGAAAUGGAUGUGGUGGCUUUUCUCCUUCUUCAUCAAGACCCCUCAGGAGGGAGCGCAGACCAGCCUGUAUUGUGCCCUCACCGAAGGUCUUGAGAUUCUCAGUGGGCAUCAUUUCAGCGACUGCAGGGUGGCAUGGGUCUCUGCCCAGGCUCGGAAUGAGACAAUAGCAAGACGGCUAUGGGACGUCAGCUGUGACCUUCUGGGCAUCCCUAUGGACUGACAGGUGGUAGCAGGUGGACUCAAGAGAAACCUGCAGCAGACUACUCAGUACUCCCUGCCAAAAUGAUUCUCCUUCAUGACAGCCAAAACCUUGAGCACAAAGAAAACAAACCCUCCAGCCUUUCCUGCUUGAUGUCUGAUAAAAGCCCAGUGUAACUGCCAGAUUCAUCAAAACACCUUGCGUUAGUCCAGAUUGAUUUUGCUCUUGUUACUGCCAGACGUACAAGAGGUAUCAUAGGAUAAGAUCUUCGUAUGACCUGCAAACUCAUAUUCACCUUUUGAAACCUACUACCUAGGAGAAUCUUAGCUAUGGCAGGGUCAAUUUAUGGCAGUUUGGAUUAGUUUCUACCCUCUUUGUUCACAAUAUAGUUCCUCCCAACCACCAACCAACUUUGAUUUCAAGAGGACCACACUGCAGCCCCACCUGAACUCCCAGAAUCAACGGUGGCUUGGCUCAAGAGCAGGGCUCAUCCCUCACGUAUUAAGAAAACCAUCAUAUGCCAACAUCUAGAUUCUCUCAGGAAACUCUUAACUGAAUCUGGAUUAUGGGAUGGGCUUUAUCUUCAGCAACCUAAAGCCACUUUAAGACACUUUUACAUGUCGACCACAGAAGAGCUUCCUUUUCUAAGAAGUUUGUGGGGUUGGGAGGAUGGCAGAAAUUUGGAGGAAAGCAGAAAUAAAAAUCAAGUUUAAACUGUCA